This is a messenger RNA of Monopterus albus (swamp eel), 913 nucleotides long. RefSeq names its product zDHHC palmitoyltransferase 21 (gene zdhhc21). Gene Ontology annotation, biological process: protein targeting to membrane; peptidyl-L-cysteine S-palmitoylation. The record is from RefSeq and is a predicted model, not a curated record. Bases 110 to 913 code for a protein of 267 amino acids. Gene Ontology annotation, molecular function: protein-cysteine S-palmitoyltransferase activity. Lineage: Eukaryota; Metazoa; Chordata; Actinopteri; Synbranchiformes; Synbranchidae. The transcript is spliced from 8 exons. Gene Ontology annotation, cellular component: endoplasmic reticulum; Golgi apparatus.
GCUGGUCUUGUCCAGCCCACAGAGGCUCGGAUGAGGAAGUAGCUCCGCCGACACCGUACGUGCACUGUCCAGAACAGCUACAAAAAUUGUCCCUGGAGUCCCGGCAGCCAUGAAGCUUCGACUGCACUUUGUGGUGGACCCCAUGGGAUGGCUGUGCAUCAGCGUUGGGAUCUGGCUCUACAACUCCGUCUUCAUUCCUAAGCUGGUUCUGCUUCCACACUACAAUGAGGGACACAUCCCAUGGGCCAUUGUUGUUUGUUAUUACGUAGCAUCAGCGCUCUGCGUAGUGGCCCUCUUCAGAGCUUCCACUGCAGAUCCCGGUCGUCUUCCUGUGGACCCCCACAUACCUCACUCUGAACGAGAACACUGGGAGUUGUGCAAUAAGUGCAAUCUAAUGAGACCUAAAAGGUCCCACCACUGCAGUCGCUGCGGACACUGUGUCCGCAGGAUGGACCACCACUGUCCCUGGAUUAAUAACUGUGUAGGGGAAGACAACCACUGGCUCUUCCUGCAGCUCUGUUUCUACACUCAGGUCCUCAGCUUGUUCACAGUGGUGUUGGAUUUUUGCCAGUACUAUUAUUUCGAGCCACUGUCAGAACUAGACCAGGAGAAGUUUACAACUCGUCAUGAACUGGCGCUACUGCGAGUCUCAGCGCUCAUGGGUGUGGUCAUGUUUGGUGGCAUGACGAGCUUGUUUUACACCCAGGUGACCGGCAUCUUGUCUGAUACUACCACCAUAGAGAAAAUGGCUCAUUUCUCAAAUGAAAUAUAUGGCUCAAAGAGAUCCUGGCAGUGGGCACUUGCCGAAGUGUGUGGCACUCGCUGGAAGCUCCUCUGGCUCAUUCCGCCCACAAAACACGAACCACCCCCUUUUGCCACCACUCCCGAACCCCCGUGUAGGCCGGCAGAGUAG